AUGGCACCGACGGCGGAGAGCUCUGCAGACUGGUGCGAGAAGCCAGGGUUUCCUUCACACGAGGGAUCCUGGAUUCGAGGGACUGCGCAUGGGCUACCAGAAUACUGGUACCAGGAGGGACAUGAGAAGACCCGGAACGGCCCUCCUCCUCGCAUUUCCAUUGGAACACACGAGGACGCACACGUCAAGGUCGACGACUCACGCGUUGCAUCACGGCAUUGCAUGGUGUUCAAGGAGGGCCGCAACUGGUUCCUCGAGGGUGUCUCGACAAAGCGGCCUAUAAAUCUGGGAGACACGAUGCUGGAGCCAGGUGUCGCCUACCAGCUGAGCUCUGGUGAUGUGUUCUCGCUUGAUGGACCUGCCCAUGCCUUGCGAUACCUCGUCGAGUUCGAUGAUGCAGACAACUGGUACCUCGACACUACGUCUGACAAUGACUUUCCGAAUCGGUGGCCGGCAAAGAUGCCAGGCCAUCCGACAGAGGCGCCGCCGGCUCCCGAAGAACUCAAGCGGUUGGCCUGGCAAACCGACCAGAUGCGGAGACGAUCAGAGGAAGAGCAAGUUCUGGUUGCUGACUGGGCAGCUUUUUCGCAGUACGUGAAGAAGCAUUAUCACAAGUACGGCAUCUUCGCUGAGCCCUGGCAGGGAUCUCUUGGCCCGGUACCCCCGCGACCUCCGAAGCCUGUGAACAAGAGGAUGUCGGAGCGCGCCUUCCCAGCGUUGACACCUGGCCAGCUUGGCCGGAUGAUGGUCUAUGCUGGCCAUCGCCUUGGAGUGAAGAUGUGCGUCUUGGACCCGCUUGGGGAGAAGUCGCCUGCCGGACAGGUGGCGGAAAUGUCGGUGAAGGGCAGCUUCCAGGAUGCCGACUCGGUCCGAGAGUUGUCCAAGAAGUGUGACAUCCUCACUUUGGAGGUGGAGCACGUCAAUGCGGAGGUGCUGGAGGAGCUUCACCAGGCAGGCGUCCCCGUUCAGCCACUUCCCUUCGUGGUGAAGCUGAUCCAGGACAAGUACGUCCAGAAGGUCCACCUUCAAAAGCAUGGUGUGCCUUUGCCCGACUUCGAGAAGGUGGAGUCUGAAGCUGACUUGCAUAGCAUCGGCGAGCGCUUCGGCUACCCCAUGAUGCUGAAGAGCCGAUACGGCGCCUACGACGGCAAGGGCAACGCUGUGGUGCCUAAUGCACAGGGCAUCACGGCGGCCUUCGAGAAGCUUGGAGGCAAGGCCGGCAAGAAGCUGUAUGUGGAGAAGUGGGCUCCAUUCAAGAUGGAGCUGGCCGUGAUGGUUGCCCGGGGUGUGGACGAGACCAUGAAUGUUACCAUGCGCACUUACCCGGUGGUGCAUACCGUGCAGCGCGACAGCGUAUGCUUCACCUGCCUGACUCCACCCGUGGGAGUCACCCAGAAGCAGCAGGAGCUAGCCCAGAAGGUUGCCACCGACGCCAUCAAGAGCUUCGGUGACGCACGGGGUAUCUUCGGCGUGGAGAUGUUCCUCCUCCACGAUGGGUCCGUGCUCCUGAACGAGAUCGCUCCGCGACCGCACAAUACAGGCCACUACACCAUCGAAGCUUGUGGUGUCGAUCAGUUCGAGCAGCACCUUCGAUGUGUGCUUGGCCUCCCUUUGGGUGACUGCCAGCUCCGAGUCGGUGGUGCCAUGAUGGUGAACAUCCUUGGACAGGGUGAGACGCCAGAGAUGGUGACGAAGACCAUGGCUCCACUCCGACGCGCACUUCUAGUUCCGGAUGCCGGCAUCCACUGGUACGGCAAAGAGGGGUGUGUCAAAGGCCGGAAGAUGGGGCACAUCACGGUGACCGGCUUUACACCGGCCGCGGCAUUAGAAGCAAUUCGCCCUGUCCUGGUAGCCGUGGAUGGUGAUGACGCCGCUAGCAAGCACGAUGUCCCGACCAAGCCUUCACCCAGCGUGGGGAUCAUCAUGGGCAGUGACAGUGACCUUCCCACAAUGAAGGAUGCAGCUCAAGUGCUCGACGACUUCGGCAUCCCGUACGAGAUCAGUGUUGUCUCCGCUCAUCGUACACCGGAAUACAUGUAUGAGUACGCAACCACGGCAGAGGCCCGAGGCAUCAACGUGAUCAUCGCAGGAGCCGGCGGUGCAGCGCACCUCCCCGGCAUGGUGGCAGCGCUGACGCCCUUGCCUGUGAUUGGUGUUCCUGUGAAGUCCUCGGCUUUGAGCGGCAAUGACUCGCUUUUGUCCAUCGUGCAGAUGCCGAAAGGCAUUCCUGUGGCAACGGUGGCCAUCGGCAACGCGGCGAAUGCUGGACUUCUCGCUGUUCGCAUCCUGGGGGCCGCCAACCCAGGGCAGAGGCAGAAGAUGGCCAAAUACAUGGCCGCCGAAGCCGCGACUGUCGAGAAGAAGCGCCGACGACUGGAGCAAGAUGGCUGGCAAGCAUACCUUGCCGUUGCCAACGGCAACCUCAAUGGCAAGGCGUGA
Symbiodinium sp. CCMP2592 is the source of this 2439-nucleotide messenger RNA. The record is from the annotation of a GenBank genome assembly. Lineage: Eukaryota; Dinophyceae; Suessiales; Symbiodiniaceae.